UCCAAACGGUACUGUAAUUGUUUGACAGGGAAGCUGGUGGUCAGAACCCCGUGGAAAGAAUGCCUGCCGAGGUCUCUGGUGCUUACUUUAAAAGGCCCAGUCUCUUCUGGGUGGCUGUCAUUACUGGAGCCUUUGGUUAUUUCACUCUACAGGUGUUUUGGCCGGAGAGCAUACCGUACAAGAGCCUGGGACUCUGGGGCAACUUCUCCAAGUAUCUGGUGGACCAAUAUCACCCCCAUUUAUGUGUUGGCUACUGGGUGGCCUGGUUGGUCCACUUUGCUGAGGCAUUGUACAGCAUUAAACUCUGCAGUGACAAAGGGAUCACAAGCCUCAGAACUCGAGUGAAAUGGGCAUUUCAAACAUGCCUGUUUGGGGCCGCCUCUCUUCAGCAACUGUGCUCAUACAAACCAGAGCAGAAGGAAAAGUGAAGACCUGAUGAUACAACCACAUUCCUCAUCUCUGGCCACAUUAAGCUCAAAGGCACUUUGUUUUCAGGGAAAUUGUAGUCUUAAGGUGAAUGGUGUUGAUAAUAAUGUGACUAACUUUUGAUUGUUUUCUACAACCAAAUCAUUGACCGUUCUCACAUACUGGUUCAUUACUUGUAUCAGUUUAGGUUUUCAAGUCAUAAUGUCAAGUCACCUACUUAAAAUGUAUAAUAUGAUUUUAUACCCAUAGCAAUCUUUAGAUGCCAUCUAAGUCCUGAUUUAGGUCCUGAAACCUGUUCCACUAUUGAACCUGUACCUCAGUUUCAUAUUCUGCUUUGGUGUGUUUGUCUCGAGAUCCUCAUCCAACAAAAAUCCAGCAAUUCCAGUCUUGAAAAGUUCAACUGGCGAUUUCCAAUCUUUUCAUCGACAGAGAGGAGUUCCAGUUUUGAGUGGAAGAUAAUUAUCUUUGUCUCCACAGACGAACAGCUCAGAUUAUUUAUUGAGGAUCUAUAGGAGACUGUUAUGAACGAGGUAUAUUGAUGUCAUUUGAACAACUAAAGAAUAAAUAUAAAAUAUCAAAUAACACUUCCUUUUGUUACCUUCAGUUAAGGGCUUACUUAAAAGACAAACUGGGUCAAAAAUGUUUUUGCCAAAACCCAAUGAAAUUGAAGUUUUAGUUCAAAAAGGAAAAAUUUAAAAAUUUAUUUCUUGUAUGUAUAAUUUGAUUCAAAAACAGACAAUUAAACAAGGAAUCCACAAGUCAAAACAAAAAUGGGAAACAGAUCUGAAUAUUAAUAUUGAUGAAACAAAUUGGUCAAGACUCUGUCUUGACAGUAUGACAAAUACAAUAAACAUUCAACUUAGAUUAGUACAAUAUAAUUUUUUACACCAAUUAUAUAUUUCACCGCAAAAAAUAAAUAGAUUAAAUUCAAACUUAUCCAAUCAAUGUUUUCGGUGUCAUCAAGAAAUUGGUACUUUCUUACAUUCUACUUGGUCUUGUUCUAAAAUUCAACCUUUUUGGAUAAAUUUAAGAGUCUUAUUGGAACAAAUUACUGGAACUCAACUUCCACAUAACCCUGUAUUAUUUCUAUUAGGUGAUAUUGAAGGGAUAAAACCGAAACUUAAACUGAAUAAAUAUCAGAAAGAAUUCAUAAGAAUUGCAUUGGCAGUAGCCAAGAAGGCUAUAGCAGUUACUUGAAAAUCGGAUUCGUAUUUAAGUAUGAAUGGUUGGAACAAUGAAAUGUCUAGUUGUAUUCCACUCGAAAAAAUUACUUAUAAUUUAAGAGAUAAAUAUGAUACAUUUUUGAAUAUUUGGCGCCCUUAUUUACGAAAGAUAGGAUGGCAUAUUUAAUUGCUCCGAUGAUAAAGAUAUUGGUCCCUUCGGGAAAGUAAUAAAUAAAUAUACUAAAUUUACUUUGAAUCCCAUGGAGCAUGUGGAAACCUUCCAAUAUCCAGGCAGUUCUUCUUUCUUUUUCUUUUUUUUUUCAGUUAGGGGUAUAUA
Messenger RNA from Mobula hypostoma (lesser devil ray), 1926 nucleotides. RefSeq names its product transmembrane protein 254 (gene tmem254). The transcript is spliced from 4 exons. Bases 60 to 428 code for a protein of 122 amino acids. Lineage: Eukaryota; Metazoa; Chordata; Chondrichthyes; Myliobatiformes; Myliobatidae. The record is from RefSeq and is a predicted model, not a curated record.